AUGUUCCUUAUUCCCUUAUCAAUAAGAAACAACUUGAGUCUUCUUGUAAGGUUUGAACCAAAAAGAAGUGAAGUUGUUGUAAUGAACGAUGAACUAAGCAUAUUACUAUGGAAUGAGGAAUAUAUCGAGCUGGUUUCUGUUCCCUUGCUGGGCCAGAAGGAAGAAACUUCGGCUUCUAAGGCCCUACCUGUCCUAGAUGCUGCAAUUGUUGCAAGAGACGAUGGCCUGCAUGUGUUUGCCAUAACAAAGACCAAAUUCUACCAUUUCACAAAGGGGCUGGGCUCAUUUACCGAGAUUUCGCACGGCUUUUCUCUUCCUGAAAUCAAUGCCUGGGGAGAGGUUGUGGUAGUAUUUAGCAACAAUUCAUUUUACCUUCUUACUGAAAAUGGGUUUAGGAACCUCCACAUUUCCCCAUAUUUCAGAUCUAUAGUUUCCUAUUCUUGUGGAAGAUCGUUGAAUACCGAUGUAAUUGUCUAUCAAACAGAUUCAUACACGAGCAUCUACUCUGCUGAUGGUACUCCAAUCCUAGAGAAGUAUCCCUGUACUCAGAAGGCAUUUGUUACCGGCAAGGGACUAGCAAUCCAACGAGGCUGCGAGAUAUUUCUGUACGAUGUGUCAGAUGGCGUUGAGCUACUUGCAAGGAUAAAUAUGAAUGUGAAGAUUAACGCCAAGUGGAAGCACUUGAAGUAUCACAGUGACAUGCUUUAUAUGAGUGGAAUUAGUAAUGAUGGAUACAUUCUCUAUGCGGAUGGAUACUUAUUUGAUACCAACGAUCUUGUCCAGUCUUUCGAGUUUUACAGAAACUGCUUUAUUGGUGUUAGCUCAUCUUUCUUAUACUUUUUGCCAAGCGACAAGGACUUUGAUUUGAAGCUGUUAGAUAGCGAAUACCGAUUGCUAAACAAUGUUCUCAAUGGCAACUUCACACCAUACACAUGUAGGAGCUUCAAGCUUUUUGAUAAGGAGCGCCUGUGGGAAAGAGAGGAAGGAAAGAUAUCGAAGACUGGAUACUUCCUGGGCUUCUUGGUAUAUUGCGGGUUUAAGGUUGAGUGCUGCAAGUUGAUCUGUAAUGCUCUUAAUGAAGUACAAAGUGACAGGAAAAGUAUCAGGAAGCUCAAAAUUCUAAACGAGGCAAUGAAGUUUGGGCAUAAAGCCUACAAAAAAUUUGUGAACAUGGAUGUACAUGUAGAAAAGAUAUAUGGCAAGAUCACUGAGAUAAUUAACCCAGAGGCUAUUGAUGAAGAACUCUUGGUGGAUAUGGCAGAAAUUUCUUUCAGAGAUAUUGAUUUUAUUGAGAUACCUAGAUAUUUUCUUCUCAAGGGGAAAAAGCUUAUGGAGCAGAACGGAGAUUUUAUGAGUCCAUUCUACAAGUGCACUGGGCUAUUUGACAAAGUAGUGACAUUGCUUGAAAAGAAUGACAAGGUAGCCGAGAUAGUUCUUAUGUGGAAAAGCACCGGCUUCUGCAAGGAUUCUUCUCUUGAGUAUGUCUGCAAGCAUAAUCUUGCCUAUCUUAUAUCUCAGAGAUGUGCUCAUGAUAUAAUCAGCGGGUGGGAUGCCCUUAGAUGUCUUUGUGAAAUGUGGAAAAAGAGUAAAAACAAAUGUAAAGCAUCCAGGGACAUAGUUGAAUUCAUAGAUGGAAGAUAUGACUUGAUAGUUGGAUGCAAGCUUCCACUCGCCUUAGUAGCACUGAUGUCUGAAGAAAUAGUUCUAUACUGCCUUAGAUCCUCCUUUGGAAUAGACCAGGCCAUAUCAUUUCUUUUAUCGAACGGGAGACAUGGCGAUGCCUCAGCUCUAUAUUACCACCUAUUUGCCACUACUGGGAAGCAGGCAUACUUGGACGAGUCUCUAAAUAACAUCGGCAGCAGGGUCUUUAUAUAUAGAAACAUGUUUGUUGGUAGAGAAACUUUAGAGGAUCUGAAGGAAAGAAAGGAGCUGGAUUGUAGACAAGCCAUUUUAGAUAACAUUGAAAGGAUUAGGAGCACGGACAAUGGGCUCCUGUGGAGUAAUGUCUGCAUGUCUGAGAAAUACCCCGACGAAUACGGCAAAUACCUUCGCCUUCUUGAUGAAAUGAAGAAAGUUUGA
Messenger RNA from Encephalitozoon hellem ATCC 50504, 2079 nucleotides. RefSeq lists its product as uncharacterized. The record is from RefSeq and is a predicted model, not a curated record. Lineage: Eukaryota; Fungi; Microsporidia; Unikaryonidae. Bases 1 to 2079 code for a protein of 692 amino acids. The transcript has a single exon.